Portunus trituberculatus (swimming crab) is the source of this 1903-nucleotide messenger RNA. RefSeq names its product flotillin-1-like. Gene Ontology annotation, biological process: positive regulation of cell-cell adhesion mediated by cadherin; protein kinase C signaling; positive regulation of cell junction assembly. The transcript has 12 exons. The record is from RefSeq and is a predicted model, not a curated record. Lineage: Eukaryota; Metazoa; Arthropoda; Malacostraca; Decapoda; Portunidae. Bases 121 to 1401 code for a protein of 426 amino acids. Gene Ontology annotation, cellular component: plasma membrane.
UAGCUGACUAGCGGAGGAUGUUUUGAUUCAGUAUGACGCAGAAGCUGCUGUAGUGUGAACGGCACGUACAUAGAGGAUAACGUGAACGCUAUUUUCCCUUAACGGCAGUGAAUUGACAUUAUGAUACCCAUAUUUCUCACUUGUGGACCCAGUGAGGUCUUAGUGGUGUCAGGCAUUGGCUACAGGCCGCCAGCCAUGAUUACUGGAGGGCGGGUCCUGGUGGUUCCCUGCCUCAUGAGAUGGAACAGACUGUCCCUGAAUGUGAUGACUAUUCAGAUAGACUCGCCUGAUGUAUACACAAGUCAGGGUGUGGCUCUCAAAGUUUCAGGAGUUGCUCAGGUCAAGAUAAGCACACAGCACCCAGAAGUGUUAGCAGCUGCUUGUGAACAUUUCCUUGACAUGAAAGAGCGUCAGAUUGAGAGCCUCGUCACAGCAACCUUGGAGGGUCACCAGCGAGGCAUUAUGGGCACCAUGACAGUUGAGGAUAUCUACAGGAACCGGAAAUUGUUUAACCAGCGAGUGUUUGAGGUAGCCUCCAAGGACCUCUACCAGCUUGGCCUUCAUGUCAUAUCAUACACAAUCAGAGAUCUGAGUGACAAAAUGGGUUAUCUAGAAGCUUUGGGAAAGGGAAGAACAGCUGAGGUUCAGCGUGAUGCAAGAAUUGGUGAGACUGAGGCCAAGAGAGAUGCAACAAUCCAGAAAUGUAUAGCAUCGGAGGAACUACUUAAAGCAAAGUUUGAAAAUGAUACACUGGUUGCAAAAGCUGAAAGAGAUUUUCAGCUAAAAAAGGCAACCUACGAUCAAGAAGUUCGAGCAAGGCAAGCAGAAACAGACUUGGCCUAUGAGCUGCAGUCCUGCAAGGUCAAACAGAAAAUCAAGGAAGAAGCAAUGGAGACUGAGGUAGUGGAAAGGAAGGCAAGAAUCUUGGUGGAGGAACAAGAAAUGCAAAGAGCUGAGAAAAGGCUGGAGUCAUCAGUUAAGCAGCCUGCAGAGGCAGAAAAAUUCAGGAUGGAGACCAUUGCCACUGCCAAGAAGCAACAACUGCUGCUGGAGGCCGAGGCAGCAUCUGAAGCUAAGCGGUUGAAGGGAGAAGCGGAGGCAUCAGCUAUAAUGGCAAAGGCAAAUGCUGAAGCUAUACAGAUGCACCACAAAGCUGCGGCAUGGAAGGAAUUUGAAGAUGCAGCCAUGCUCAGCAUGUACCUGGAGACUUUGCCCAAGAUGGUUAAUGGUAUUAGCAGUGCCCUGUCCAAUGUCAAGAGUGUCAAGAUGGUAUCCUCUGGUGACUCUGGUGUUGGAGCACAGAAACUGACCAAGGAAGUCAUGGACAUCAGCAGCAGUGUUCCUACCAUGGUGAAGAACCUGACUGGCAUUGAUCUCUUGAAGAAUCUUCGUUCUGCAUGAAGACAGCCAGAAAGGUACUUAAAUAUAAAACCAGUGGUAAUGUCCACAUUUCAGUUGACAGAGUAUGUACUUUAUUAGUAAACCUUUGUAUACUACUGUAUACUUUGAAUACUACUAUAAUUAAGCACAACUUGUACAAUUUGGAUUUAGUUGAGUUGAGGUGUGGUGUAUAUAUUUUUUAAUUACUACAUGAUAGAUGAACUUCAUAAUUUCUGGAAAAAAAAAAUUUCAAUGUGUUGCAUAGCCAGCCUCCCACUAGCCAAGUCAAGAAAUAUAUUUCUAAAUAUUGUGGAAAACUAAAGUGUUGCUCUAACAUUAAGUUAAAUCUAGGAUUGUAAAAUAGUAGAUAUAGUUACACUACUUUAGGUUAAGGAAAGUGUGCUUUUCAUGCAUACAAGCCAAGAACAGUAUCUUAGGUUAAAGAAGGAGUCCUCACUUUGUGUUGCAAUAACAAUACCAUUGAAUAUUGUAUCAUUCAUGAAUACACAGGGAACUUGAAAAA